AGGACGCACGCAAACAGCAACAUCAGCAGGAAGAGCAACAUUCAGCUCACCACAAGUCUGAGAAGAAUGACACAGAUACACAUCAGCAAUCAAAGACUGGCAGAUAUCGUUUCAGUUGACAGAAUGCUGACGAAUCACACAAACCACACAGAGGGCGACAUCUUCUCCUGCUACAGUACUUCAGUCGUGGUCUACCGUUACUUUGCUGUGCUGUGGGGAUGUGCUGUAACCAUCACUGGCACGGUAGGGAACCUGAUGACCAUUCUGGCCUUCACCUUAGACUCACGUCUGAAGACUCGCUUCAAUGUACUCAUUGUGAACCUGGCUGUAGCUGAUCUCCUGUACUGCACCAUCCUGCAGCCCAUCUCUGUUGAUUCCUACCUACAUCUCCGAUGGCGCACUGGUCAGCUCUGGUGCAGGAUCUUCGGCCUGCUCCUCUUCCUCUCUAACUCUGUGUCCAUUAUCACUCUCUGCCUGAUAGCAGUGAGCAGAUACCUCCUGGUCGCAAAAAGGGCCGUGUUUGACCGUGUGUUUUCUAACCAUGGUCUUGUUUUACUUGUAAUCUCAGCUUGGGCUCUCGGCCUGGCCAGCUUUGGUCCACUCUGGCAGGUCUAUGUGUUUGUGCCACAAGUGUGCACAUGCAGCUUCCAUCGUACCAGAGGUCGGCCCUACACCACCAUCCUGCUGUUUCUCUAUUUUUUUGCUGGUCUGGGAUGCGUUGGUGCUUUCUACCUGCUCAUUUACAGACGAGUGUUGGUUGCAUCACAGGCUCUGCUCCGCUACAGAAUCAGCCGACGAUCAUCCAGAAGGAAACCAGCGUCUUCAGCUCAAGGCACCGAUGACAGUGGUGUGGAAAGUGGUGUGGUAAAGACAUGCACCUCUGAGAUGAGCAGCCAGGCAGAUCUGGCUCAAAGCACAGACGAGAUACCAAGUCAAAGGUCAUUUAAACUCAUCCACAACUCUGCAGCAGCCUUAAUGUCAUCAACAGCCAACCACCCAACCCCUGAUAUCAACAGUUCGCCCCCUUCAAUUAAACCUGCUCCAUCACUGCAGCUCCCUCCUCCCCCUCAUCCUCAGGAGAUGAUGAAAUUAAACGAGUGACACGGAUGUGCUUUACUGUUUUCAUGUGUUUUGUGUUCUGCUUUGUGCCUUUCUUGCUGCUUAACAUAGCAGACAAACACAACCGUGCCCCACAUGUACUGCACAUGUUCUGUGCAAACCUCACCUGGCUCAACAGCUGCAUCAA
This is a messenger RNA of Acanthochromis polyacanthus (spiny chromis), 1246 nucleotides long. Its product is annotated as G-protein coupled receptor 84-like. The coding region runs from base 67 to 1101 and encodes 344 amino acids. Gene Ontology annotation, molecular function: urotensin II receptor activity. Lineage: Eukaryota; Metazoa; Chordata; Actinopteri; Pomacentridae. The transcript has 2 exons. Gene Ontology annotation, biological process: neuropeptide signaling pathway. The record is from RefSeq and is a predicted model, not a curated record. Gene Ontology annotation, cellular component: membrane.